Messenger RNA from Mya arenaria, 1223 nucleotides. RefSeq names its product apolipoprotein A-IV-like. The transcript is spliced from 2 exons. The coding region runs from base 196 to 444 and encodes 82 amino acids. The record is from RefSeq and is a predicted model, not a curated record. Lineage: Eukaryota; Metazoa; Mollusca; Bivalvia; Myida; Myidae.
UGAGUGUUAAUCAAUCCGGGUUCAGUAUUGUGAUACCCGAACGAAGAGCAAAAUCUAUGUUAAAUAUAUUAUAUUUUUGGAGGAUAAACAUUUUAUUUCUUCCACAAAAGGAUUAAAAUAGACAAAGACAAUUUCAACAAAGUAUUCAUUGGGUCUGUAAAGGCAACUGGACUGAUACAAUCUAGUUUUGUAGAGAUGGUCCCAUCACGGAGAAAAGAAGAAGGAGAAAAACAGCAUCAACAACGACGACGACGACAGCAACAAAAAGAAGAAGGAGAAGACCACCGACGACGGCGACAACAACAGCAACAACAGGAAGUUGAAAAUCGACGACGACAAGAACGACAAUCUCGUCGACAUCAACAACGUGAAGCUGAAGAAGAAAGACGACGACGACACGUAGAAGAUGAUGAAGAAAUAGUUGAAGGAGAUGAAGAACAAUAAAAACGAAUACCAAGGCGAAGACAAGAUGAAGGAGAAGAAGAGGAAGGAGACGGGGACGAAUAACAAUAAAAACGACAAGGACAACAAUAACAACAAAAAAGUAAACAAUGACAACAUGAAGAAACAGGAGAAGAAUAUUAAAAAAAAAUAAGUUGGUUGUAUUAUUCAGGAGGACAAAUAGGAUGUACACCUUAUACUAAUGAUAUUACGUGCAAAACAUAUGCUAAUAUGCUAAUCAUUGCUCAAGAUCACACGAAACAUUUAGAAGUUUACGUUUAAGGGGAACAUCAAUCAACGAGCGAAAGAACGAAAGUUUGUCAUUCUCAGUUUAAUAAUGGAAAUAUCACAAUUACAAGAACCUGUUUGGCCAGUUCGCUAUUUUUAUACGAGAGUUUUGUCAACGAGACAAAAGGAAAUGUGUUAUAUUCAUUUUAUUCAUGUGCCUUUCACGACUCCUGUUUUGUACAAAUGACAUGAUUUCAACUGUUCAUUCCUUUUGAAUAGCUUGUCCAGGAUGAUAACUAUCGUUCUGUCAACAUCUUGCCGACUAAUGCAUAUGGUAACGUACUCAAAAUAAAUAUCAUCAUCAUCAUCAUCAUCAUCAUCAUCAUCAUCAUCAUCAUCAUCAUCAUCAUCAUCAUCAUCAUCAUCAGUAUCUAUGUAUUCUUUACUAGUUUGCAGAAAUAGCAACAAAAAUGUAAAUGUUCGCAUUCCAAAGUUGUGGAUUGUUUUGCUCUGAUGUUAUUGUAAUGUUAAUAAUAAUUUAUAACGACCAUAAA